AUGGAGCAGCUGCAGGAGCUUAUGUCUGGUCGAGGAGGUGCGCUCAGACGAAGAAACCCGACGCCGGAGAGGACGAACAAACCCGACGCCAGAGAAGACGAACAAACAAACCCGACGCCAGAGAAGACGAACAAACCCGACGCCAGAGAGGACGAACAAACAAACCCGACGCCAGAGAAGACGAACAAACCCGACGCCAGAGAAGACGAACAAACAAACCCGACGCCAGAGAAGACGAACAAACCCGACGCCAGAGAGGACGAACAAACAAACCCGACGCCAGAGAAGACGAACAAACCCGACGCCAGAGAGGACGAACAAACAAACCCGACGCCAGAGAAGACGAACAAACCCGACGCCAGAGAGGACGAACAAACAAACCCGACGCCAGAGAAGACGAACAAACCCGACGCCAGAGAAGACGAACAAACCCGACGCCAGAGAAGACGAACAAACCCGACGCCAGAGAAGACGAACAAACCCGACGCCAGAGAAGACGAACAAACCCGACGCCAGAGAAGACGUUACCGACCCCAAGCCCCACCGACAAAGGACAUCCGUGGCAUGUCUAGCCUCAGUGUCGACCCGGAAGAGUACUAG
Procambarus clarkii (red swamp crayfish) is the source of this 600-nucleotide messenger RNA. NCBI's taxonomy places the organism in Eukaryota, Metazoa, Arthropoda, Malacostraca, Decapoda, Cambaridae. The record is from RefSeq and is a predicted model, not a curated record.